Molecule: messenger RNA, 1156 nt
Organism: Telopea speciosissima
Lineage: Eukaryota; Viridiplantae; Streptophyta; Magnoliopsida; Proteales; Proteaceae
Product: endonuclease V
Exons: 8
Coding region: 230-1054 (274 amino acids)
Biological process (GO): DNA repair
Cellular component (GO): nucleolus; cytoplasm
Molecular function (GO): single-stranded RNA binding; RNA endonuclease activity producing 5'-phosphomonoesters, hydrolytic mechanism
Source: RefSeq, a predicted model, not a curated record
CGGUUUGCGUCCUCGGUGGGCUAAUUUUUGAUUUUUUCUAUCAGUGCCGGCCCUCGAUUCAUUUGGCAUAAUUUUCUUUGGUUAAAGUCUUAACUGGAAUUCUUUAAUUUGACUAUUAGUUGACUUGCAUUGUUUGUUCAAUCUACCAAAUAAUAUUGGCUCUCCAAACUUCAAUUGUUCUUUUGCAGGUUCUCCCUUCAGUCUAUUGAUUACUGAGAAGUAAAUUUUAAUGGAGAAGAUAGAUGAAAUCAAUACAUCAGAAGCCUCUCUUUCAUCAGUCAAAAAAUCCUGGAUUGAGGCUCAGGAAUCCCUUAAGAGAAGAUUAAUUAUAGAAGAUAAUUUCACAUGGAGAUUGCCAACUCAUGAUAAUGGGCUGGAGGAAAAUGGCAAAGGAGAGAAAUUAAGAUAUGUAGGAGGUGUUGAUUUAAGCUUCUCAAAAGAUGAUCCUUCCAUAGCAUGUGGUGCGCUUGUUGUUGUGGAUCUUGAAAAUUUGAAUGUCAUCUAUGAUGAUUUCAGCGUUAUCCGGCUUCAGAUUCCUUAUAUCGCUGGUUUCCUUGCAUUUCGAGAGGUUCCAGUUCUUCUAGAGCUACUGGAGAAAAUGAAGCAGAAUGCUCAUAUUUUCUACCCACAGUUACUGAUGGUUGAUGGCAAUGGAAUACUUCAUCCUCGAGGUUUUGGUUUGGCUUGCCAUCUUGGUGUUAUGGCUAAUCUCCCUACCAUUGGGAUAGGAAAAAAUUUGCAUCACGUGGAUGGUCUUACACAAUCUGGAGUGAGAGAACUUCUAGAAGCAAAAGAAAACUGUGCUAGAGAUCUGAUUCCUUUAACUGGAAACUCCAACUACACAUGGGGAGUGGCCAUGCGAUCGACUGAGGGUUCCUUGAAGCCAAUAUUUAUAUCAAUUGGCCACCGUGUAUCACUCGAUACUGCAGUCAAAAUUGUUAAAAUGACUUGCAAAUACCGUGUACCAGAGCCUAUCCGACAGGCCGAUAUAAGAUCAAGGGACUACCUUCAGAAACAUACAGGGGUCGCCAAAUUAAUGCAAGACUCGCAGUAAACAUGUCGCUGAUUGGAGGCUCUAUGUGGUCAAUGACAAAAGAGGAUGACCUGAAUUAGUCCCUGAACAACAACUGGUUCCCUCCAUGCAGUUUGAUCAAGA